UGAUCAGGAAACUUAUCCAUUCCUUUCUUGUAACUUAAUAAUAAUAAUAAAAAAAUAGAGUCGAAUACCAUAGAUGCGACUUAUUAGUGUGACACACCUAAAUAAGUUAUUGAGAUAACGUUUUAAACUAAUUUGUAAAUAUAAAAAGCGUGAAAUAAUCUCAACCAAUGCCAUACCAUCAUGUGUUGAUUGUGUUCACAGUUGUUGCCUUCCUUAGUGUUUAUACUUUAUAUAUUUGCCACCACCACACUAUAUGCCACUACAAUACAAAUAUACAACUCAGAAAACGCCGGCCCAGUUAUCGACGUAAAUGGCCGCUCGAAGACUCUCCGGCGUCCUCUCCCGGUCACUUUCUCUUCGCCCUCUUUCUUCUUCGGUUGUUUCUCGAGGAAAAAGAUCCAACUUGGAAGGCGAAUCACGAAGAUUCGGUACUGCUGCAGCACUUGAACAACCAAUUACUCCAUCUGUUCGCAUUAAUUACACUCAGCUUCUAAUAGAUGGAAAAUUUGUUGAUUCAGCAUCUGGAAAGACAUUCCCAACCUUGGAUCCACGAACAGGGGAAGUCAUUGCCAAUGUAGCAGAAGGCGAUGCAGAAGAUAUCAAUCGGGCAGUUUCUGCUGCCCGCAAGGCAUUCGACGAAGGGCCUUGGCCUAAAAUGAGUGCUUAUGAAAGGUCGUGUGUUUUGCUAAGAUUCGCGGAUUUGGUGGAAAAACACAAUGACGACAUUGCAGCCCUUGAGACAUGGGACAACGGGAAGCCGUAUGAACAGGCUGCAAAAGCUGAAGUACCAAUGUUGACACGUCUAUUUCGCUAUUAUGCUGGUUGGGCGGAUAAGAUCCAUGGGUUAACGGUUCCAGCAGAUGGGCCUUACCAAGUGCAUACUUUGCAUGAACCAAUUGGGGUUGCUGGACAGAUCAUUCCAUGGAACUUUCCUCUUCUUAUGUUUGCUUGGAAAGUCGGUCCUGCCCUUGCUUGUGGCAACACCAUUGUUCUUAAAACAGCUGAACAAACUCCAUUGACUGCUCUUUAUGUUGCACAAUUGCUCCAUGAGGCGGGUCUUCCUCCUGGUGUACUUAAUAUAGUUUCAGGAUUCGGUCCAACUGCUGGAGCAGCUCUUGCUAGCCAUAUGGAUGUUGAUAAGAUUGCUUUUACAGGAUCAACUGAAACCGGUAAAAUUGUGCAAGAAUUGGCUGCAAAGAGCAAUCUUAAGCCAUGUACUUUAGAGCUUGGAGGGAAAUCGCCUUUUAUUAUUUGUGAGGAUGCUGAUAUUGAUAAGGCUGUGGAACUAGCUCACUUUGCUCUCUUUUUCAAUCAAGGACAAUGUUGUUGUGCUGGUUCGCGUACAUUUGUUCAUGAGCGCGUAUACGAUGAGUUUAUAGAGAAAUCAAGAGCACGAGCUCAAAGACGAACUGUUGGUGAUCCUUUCCAAAAGGGUAUUGAACAAGGCCCUCAGAUCGAUUCGGAGCAAUUUGAGAAGAUUUUAAAAUACAUAAAAUCCGGUGUUGAAAGCAAUGCGACUCUUGAAUGUGGAGGUGACAGAUUAGGGUCCAAAGGUUACUACAUCCAACCAACCGUUUUCUCGAAUGUUCAGGACGAUAUGCUGAUAGCGAAAGAUGAGAUCUUCGGCCCUGUUCAAUCCAUCUUGAAAUUCAAGGAGAUCGAUGAUGUGAUAAAGAGGGCUAAUGCGACAAGAUAUGGACUUGCAGCUGGUGUGUUCACCAAGAACCUUGAUACAGCAAACAGAUUGACUCGGGCAUUGAGGGCUGGGACUAUUUGGGUGAAUUGUUUUGAUGUGUUUGAUGCUGCAAUUCCUUUUGGAGGGUAUAAGAUGAGUGGAAUUGGAAGGGAGAAGGGUAUUUACAGCCUUAAUAAUUAUUUACAGAUCGAACACUCAAUUGGAUGA
Molecule: messenger RNA, 1903 nt
Organism: Lactuca saligna
Lineage: Eukaryota; Viridiplantae; Streptophyta; Magnoliopsida; Asterales; Asteraceae
Source: the annotation of a GenBank genome assembly